AUGAAUGUGGCCUACAUCCAGAGAUCACAUGAAAACAUCCGAUGUAUGAAGUUCCAGUGUGAAGUAACAGAAAGACUCCUCGCGCCUCACUUCACUCGCAACGUGAGCAGAAACUAUACGAUGCCAACCGGAUGUGGAGCUGUGAAAUCAACCUGCUCUGAGUUGCCACAGUGGCCGAGUGAGGAGCUUGAGAAACGCUGGAUGCAAACAAAGCGGCAGAGCCGAGUCAAGGUACAGGAAACUUGGAGCCACAUCCGGUGGAGUUACCUCCACAGACAGGCUUGGAUUCCAGAUCCUUUAACUCCAGCACAAGUAGAUGAGAGUCCCAACAGCCAGUCAGCCGUCACUCAACCUGCCCAUAGCACUUGUCAGAAACUAAUUUCAUCACAGACAACUCCUGCAACAACUGACAGAUCCGACAGAACUGAUGAUCAACAAGUUGUCAGACACACUAUCUGUGUAGCCUUAAGGAACAGCCAGGGUUUGAAUCGAAAGAUGGGAAAGGAGAGCCGAGAGGAUGGACAGGCCAAGGCUCAAGAUGACCCCAAGCUAACUGGUUCCCAGCAGAGAUGCCACAAACUGGAGCCCAAUAAGUCGUUAACACAAGGCUGGGAGAGCUCCUUCACCUGUACCAGAGGAUCAAUCAGCACAGUUUCUACCACAGCAGCUCGCUCCAAACUCAACCUGCUGUGUUACCUCUGCUGUGUAGCUGGACACAAAGUUAUGCUAAGAGUGUCCGCAUUAUCUGACCUGUUGAGGGAUAAUCUUAAGAACAGUAAAGUAAAGCAUUUCCUGCUGCCACCACUUGGGGAGUUUCUCUACCUCAUCAUGUCUCAGGAAGAGAAGAGAGGCUCCCCAGAGGGACUGUGGUUCGUUCCCGCUGCUGCCUACACUGGCUUAAUGAGGAGCCUGCGGGAAGGGGAUGAUUUCAUAGUUCAUCACAUUGCUGCAAAAGCCAUUGAGAACCUCUCCACCGCUGAUUCUGGAUCCUCCCACCGCCUGUUCACCACAGAGAUGGGCUAUAUAUGAUAUAAGAAUGGGACAACACAAUCCAUGAAUGACAUCCGCUACCUGUGUGUGCAUACUCGUUUAUCUGUCUGACUGCGUUUCCAGUCUCUUUCCAGAAUAACCCGGUUGGUCCCAGCAGUCUUCUCAGCUGUGAUUGACACAUGUGGCCCUGCGGCCCUCUUGGAGGGGGUGUGUGGUGCAGGGGCCAUGGUCCAGCAGCACCUGCUCACUGCUGUGGCCACUGCCUUAGUCACCACACACAUCCAAAGACACCACGUCACCCAGACCAAGGAUCUGGUGAUGAAGGUGCUGCAUAUAGAGAUUCUAUCCACUGUAACAAGAGCCAAAGCAAUACUGCUACUGCUGCUGCUGAUCCAGGACAACUCAGACACUCUGCUUUACUGCUGUCACAUCACAGCAAACUCCCUGUUUGCCAAGGUCACAGGCGUCAUUCGAUCUCAGAUUGUGAAUGACGAGUUUCUGGCUCAAUUUGGAUUGCUUCUAAACUAUGUCACAUCUAUAGAGGACAAUGAAACCAACCUGGCUAAUGCCUUGGGUACAGUAAUAUGUGAUGAGUUGAUCAGGACAUGGCUUUCCAUCCUGAAAGUCCUGAGUCAGCACCAAGCUCUCAUCACUUCACAUCAUCGUGCUGUUGUGGAUGCCAUCCUGCCUCCUCUGACAACUCUGGCUUUCAGCAAAAAUGUGGAGUGCUCUGUAGUGGUUUUGAUGGUGCUGUCCGAACUCAGUCUCAUCCCGUUGGUCCACGGUGGUGAUAGAGGAGAGGAAGGAGGAAAUGAAGCGGAGGAAAUCAAUGAAGAAAACUCUUCCAGUCAAAUAGUAGCUCUCAUCACUGAAUCUCUGCUUCCAUGGUAUGAAUCUCUCCUUCAAGCUGCAGAGCAUGUCCCGCUCUACACACUCAAACUGCUGGUGUCAAUGACGAACUAUAUUAGGCAGACACAAAGGUUGAUCAAACGCAGUAGGGUCCUACCAACAGUUUUUCAGCUCAUUAAGGCCAAUAGAACUCAUGUUAACAGUGGGAUGGUCCAAAAUGCAGUUGCCUUGCUGUGUUACCUCACAGAAGAUUCAGGCUUAGACCUGGAGCCACUUCACCUGCAAGGCCUGAUAGAGUUGGUCGUCACUACCUUCUUGGAGGCUGCAGUGGUCUACCUGGACGAAGACAGGCAUGCCACAAGGAAGAUCGGCCAUCUUCUGGAACUGCUUCACAACAUAGUAAAACAAACAUUACAUCUCAUCCGCUCUGCAGUGAAGAGCCAGAGGCUAUCUUGUCCAGCAGUAGACAGGGAGGCAGCAGAGAUUCUGUUCCGAGCCAACAGACCCCUGAGUCAACUCAGCACACCCCUCAUUCACAUGGUGAGACCAACACUCAAAGAGCCGAGCGUGUGUGUGAGUGGUCAAGACUGCCUGUCACCUUCCUGCUUGCAAAGCUUCUCACACGUGCACAUGAUGACGCCCCAAAUACAGCGCACAACCCUUAGUAUCAUCAAACAGCUGUACAGGCCAAAGACGGCUGACUUCUACAGUCUACUGGAGUGA
This is a messenger RNA of Pleuronectes platessa (European plaice), 2562 nucleotides long. RefSeq names its product unc-51 like kinase 4 (gene ulk4). Lineage: Eukaryota; Metazoa; Chordata; Actinopteri; Pleuronectiformes; Pleuronectidae. The record is from RefSeq and is a predicted model, not a curated record.